AUAGUGGUGUUGCUGCAUGGUGAGAGAUUUUGGGUUUGGGUUGUGUGUGGUCUGCUCUGAGCUGUGAAGGUGUUUCUGUCUUUCCAGUUGCUUUUCUUGUUUUCUGGGUUUUCAGUGACUCUAUUCCCCUGCCAUGGCCUCCAAGGACAGUGACCCCCAGGCUGCCAUCUCUGAGCCCCAGGGGCAGGAGCAGCAGGUGCCUGCAGAGGCCAAGGACCUGCACACCGCUCCAGUGGCAGUGGCCAAGGAUGCUGUCUGCAGCACAGCUGCUGGGUCCAAGGCUGCAGUGUCCAGCAUGGUGGAUGUAGCCGAAGCGGCUGUCCAGGAGGGUGUGGAGAAGACCAGAUUGGCAGUGACCAGCAGCAUGGAUGCUGCAGCGGGCACGUCUGUUGGCCAGAAAGUUACAAGUGACCUGGACAUGGUGCUGGGGAAGACAGGGCAGUGGGUGGACCACUACCUCCCCAUGACGGCUGAGGAGCUGGCUGCACUUGCUGCCUCUCUGCAAGGGGCAGAGCUGGCUCCACUGGAGCAGCAGAAGCAGCAGCAGAGCUACUAUGUGCGCCUGGGCUCCCUCUCUACUAGCCUGCAGCAGCGAGCCUACCAGCACUCCCUGGGCAAGAUGAGGAGUGCCAGGCAGAGUGCCCUGGAGGCCUUGGCCCAGCUGCAGCAAGCUGUGGACCUGAUUGGCUCAGCCAAGCAGACUGGGGAUCAGAUGGUGCAUGACAGCCAGGAGAAGCUGCAGCAGCUGUGGCUGGGGGGGGGCCCGGGGCAGCCCGAGAUGGGAUCCCAGGCUCUGGCCACUGCCCAGACCCUCCUCCAGCAAGAGCAGGAUGCCUGGCAGAGCCUGAUAGCCAGUAUCCAGGGGCUGCCAACCAGCAUGCAGGAGCAGGUCCAGCAGGGCUGCCAGCACCUGGGGGAGCUCCAGGCUGCCUUCUCCAGUGCCCCGUCCUUCCAGGAGCUGCCUGAGGGGCUGCUGAGCCAGAGCAGGGAGAAGCUGGCCAAGGCCCAGGAGUGCCUGGAUGAUUUGCUGGAGUAUGUGAUUAAGAACAUGCCCCUGACCUGGGUUGUGGGGCCACUUUCUCCUGCUGGAGGCUCUGCAGAGCAGGUGGAGGAGCCUGCAGGGGAAGGGAAGGUGGAGCCCUGA
This is a messenger RNA of Alligator sinensis (Chinese alligator), 1144 nucleotides long. Its product is annotated as perilipin-3-like. The record is from RefSeq and is a predicted model, not a curated record. Gene Ontology annotation, biological process: positive regulation of triglyceride storage; lipid storage. Gene Ontology annotation, cellular component: cytosol; lipid droplet. The transcript is spliced from 6 exons. Lineage: Eukaryota; Metazoa; Chordata; Crocodylia; Alligatoridae. Bases 134 to 1144 code for a protein of 336 amino acids.